Molecule: messenger RNA, 2277 nt
Organism: Gasterosteus aculeatus aculeatus (three-spined stickleback)
Lineage: Eukaryota; Metazoa; Chordata; Actinopteri; Perciformes; Gasterosteidae
Source: RefSeq, a predicted model, not a curated record
CCGAGGCGCGUCUCCGCGCCGACGUUUCUCUCGCUCGCUGGAAGCCGCGCGGAGUGACACCUCCCCGCUGUUUAUCCCCCUCUCGGGAAUCAGGAGCUCGUUACACCUGCCGGGUGACUCCUCGCUCCACCUGUGUGACGAAGCGAGGGCUCCCGCUGCUCCGGACCAGGCGGGCGGACUGACGGGUGGUUUCUUCUCGGCGAUGAAGCCCACGCAGAAAUCCACGACAAUGACUUUUAUCAGCUGCGGGACACUUUGCUGAAAAUCAGAAUCUUGACAACGCAACAGUUGACUAAACAGAGGGAAGAUUUAAUAAAAACAUGUCUGGCCAAGGUGGUUUAGUCACAGGUUUAAGUGAGGACAUGGCACUCCCACCUGCAGAGCCACAAAUAACAGGAAGUAAAAAGCCAGAAGGGAGUAACAGCAUAGAGGAAAGAUGGGUUACAGGCGAGGAAAAAGAAGAACUGGACUCGGAGGAGGAUGAUGAUGAUGAGGAGGUGGAGGAGGAGGAGGAGGAAGAAGAAAUGACCACCUCUGCUCAUCUCGAGCCGACCACUCUCCCGUGGCCUGGAGACAAAGACAACAGGCCUCAGACAGACAAAGACAACGGGGUGUGGUCAGAGAAAGGAGUUCCUCAGCCCAAAGACACAGAGCAGCUCUACAGAGCAGGCCGGGACCUGUCAAAGGACCGAACGAGCAGGUGGAGGGAAAGCAUGCCUGAGGGCGAGAGGUGGAGGGACGACGAUAUAGAGAUGGAGCGGGACAUUAAUGGGGAUGGCUCUCUGGCAGAUGAUGAAGAGGAGGAGGAGGAAGAGGAGGAGGAGGAAGAGGAGGGAGAAAAGUCAAAUUGGAUUUCAGGGAAAGGUGCUUUGAGUUUCAACCCACAAGUGACAAUUGUGCGUCCGUCCAGCAAAGAGCUUCCUGAGGAGAGCAGGCUGAUCAUCGAGAAGGAUGUCGGGAAGGAGCACAACUCGGCAUUGCACUUUCAUCCAGAGUGGACAGAAGAGGACGACAAGUUCUACCUGUGUGAGGGUCUGUGCCGCAACAAGCUGAGGAUCGCUCUGGCGACGGCGGCUGCUGGACUCCUGUUCCCUCUCCUGGUGUGGGGAGCUUACGUGUUCCUGCCCUUUGACCCCCCCGUGCUUGCGAGCACCCCCCUCAGGGUGGUGUACACGCUACGGUGCUCCUUCUUCGCCAUCAUCCCCAUCCUGCUCGGUGUGGUGGUGCAGGGUGUAGCUCGGCUGCGCUACAGCGUCCUGACGCCCCUCUACCAGAGCAAUCGGGUAAACCGAGAAGUGGCGGUGCACCAGCACUUUGUCAACGAGUCCCUGUCCCUCUUCCUCUUCUACUUCCUGCAGCUCGCUGUCAUGGCAACGUACAUCAGCCAGGACCUGCUCAAACUGGUGCCGCUGCUCACCAUCAUAUUCGUUUUUGGCAGGCUGAUCUACUGGCUCUGCCUCUCUCUGGGCAGCAGCAUCAGGGGCCUCGGCUUUGGCUUCUCAUUCUUCCCCAUACUGGUCAUGCUGGGCACCAACCUGUACUUUGUCUGCUCUUCAGUUGGACGAGAGGCAGUUUUCGAAGUUGAACCUCCAACCACGACUCCUCCUCCCAAGCUGCGCUGGUGGGGUUGAAGGCCGUGAGUUAAGAGACAAAUAACUGUAAACGUCUAUUUUGGCAGGUGAUUACCAUAAAUACAGAAAGGGAAGUUAAAUGCUGCAACAACUGGGGAAGCAGAUAUUUUUAUUAUUGAAUUGAUAAUGAUACGCUGCAAGUGACUACAUUGGUCGUAUUUAAUGCGUUUAAUGUUGUACAGCAGUCAUUUUUUCUGUUUGUAUCAACAGUGACUGCUUAUAAAGCCACUACCAGUAAAAACAUAUAGUAUAAAAAAUGAUUUUCUGAACACUCAAAUAUAACUUUUAAUGUUUCUAAAAAAAUAAAUCAAAGACCGCAUGUUGUGCAAUAAUGUAUAUGUUGAAUCUCUGCCUAAGAAGAAAUGCACUUAUUUACAUGAGGAAGUUUACAUAAAAGGUCUUGAUGUGCAUCCAAAAUGAAAUACCUUAUUUUUUCAUGUGACUAACCUUAAAUCGCAAAUCUUUGAACAGUCUCAACCUUUUUUGUUGACUUGAAAGAAUCAGAUUUUAGUUUGAGCCAUCCGUUGUUUGCUGGAUGUGACAAUAAAAGUUGGAAAACUUUCAUAUUAAAGAAGUGAAGUAAAUGAGAUACAUAAAGGUUUUCAUGUAAGAUUUUGUUAUUAAAAAGUGAUGCUGGUCUAGUUUA